UCCUUCCCUCGGUUUCCCCCCCCUUCAGACUCGCUGAGGAGAACCAGAGGUACCCUCGGCUUCUCCAGGACAGGCGAGCUCCCCGGCCUUUCUCCGGCUGCCUAGCCCACCGAGCCCCUGUCCCUUUGGAAGCGCUCCCCUUGAGCCUGCGGUGGGCGCGGGAGUCUCUGCCCGGAGCUCCGGUGCAAACUCUCCAGUCGGCCCUCCAACCAGCCGCCUCGGCCUCUCCCGGCCAUGGAGCCUCCCAAGGAGCCGGUGAGUGGCGGAGGGCUGGAUGUGGCCGCCCCCAAGCCUGGCGUGGGCAAGGGAUCCCCCUCCAAGCCCAAGCCGGUCCCGGCCAGAGCCUCGCCCAACACCCGGGCCAAGGCGCCGCUCGCUAAGAAGGCCGCCCAAAUUCCCCCCAAGGCUGUAGACCCAGUAGACGCCGCAGGGGGAAAGGAGCAGGAGCGCCCCCUUGUGGACGGAGCUGCCGCUUGCAGCACUUCCCAGCCGUUGCAACCUGUAACGGAGGCAGGUGAGACGCCUAUCCCGUCUUGUCCACCAGAUGGCGCCAGAGAGGAAAUUUCUCAGCCGCAGCUCCCAGUGAUGGAGCCCGCUCAGCCUUCGUCCCUUCCUCCUGCUUCGACCCCUUCGGGGGAGCCGGCUGCUAAGGCCUUACAAGUAGCCGCCACUGUCUCUCCCAAGGAGCACCUCCCGGCUAUGGAGCCUCCCAAGACGCCGGUGAGUGGGGAAAAGGUGGAUCUGUCCGCCCCCAAGCCUGGCGUGGGCACGGGAUCCCCCUCCACACCCAAGCCAGCGCCAGCCAAAGUCUCGCCCAAGACCCGGGCCAAGGCACUACCCGCUAAGAAGGAGCUUCCCGCUAAGAAGGUGCUGCCCGCUAAGAAGGUGCUGCCCGCUAAGAAGGCUGCGGAGAAGGCUGCCCAAAUUCCUCCAAAGGUUUUAGACACAAUAGAUGACGCAGCGGAAAAGGAGCAGGAUCGCCCCCUUGUGGACGGAGUUGUCGCUUGCAGCGCUUCCCAGCCGUUGCAACCUGUAAGGGAGGCAGGUGAGACGCCCAGCCCGUCUCGUCCACCAGAUGGCGCCAGAGAGGAAGUUUCUCAGCUGCAGCUCCCGGUGAUGGAGCCCGCUCAGCCUUCGUCCCUUCCUCCUGCUUCGACUCCGCUUCCGCCGGAAAGUCCUUCGGGGGAGCCGGCUGCUAAGACCUUACAAGUAGCUGCCACAGUCUCUCCCAAAGAGCACGUCCCGGCUAUGGAGCCUCCCAAGAAGCCGGUGAGUGGGGAAAAGGUGGAUCUGUCCGCCCCCAAGCCUGGCGUGGGCAAGGGAUUCCCCUCCACGGCCAAGCCGGUCCCGGCCAGAGCCUCGCCCAUGAUCCGGGCCAAGGCGCCGCUCACUAAGAAGGUGCUGCCCACUAAGAAGGCACUGCCCGCUAAGAAGGCCGCCCAAAUUCCCCCAAAGGCUUUAGACCCAGUAUGCACCACAGGGGGAAAGGAGCAGGAGCGCCCCCUUGUGGACGGAGCUGCUGCUUGCAGCGCUUCCCAGCCCGCUCAGCUUUCAUCCCUUCCUCCUGCUUCGACUCCGCUCCCACCGGAAAGUCCUUCGGAAGAGCCGGCUGCUAAGAGGGCAAAGACUGCCACCCCAGAGGUUGCUGUCCCUCCUGCAGCGGCCGGACUCUGUCCAAAGAAGGCCCAGGAGCCUGGCAUGCAAAACAUACAGCCGCCGGCCUCUGUAGCCUCCGACAGCGCCUUACACCAGGGGCAGGCUACUGCAGCCGAUGAUCCAACGCUCCCUUCUACUGCCUCUUCCAUGGACAUCCUGAAAUCGGUGGUUGAGGGACCUAAAGACUUGCCACUGUCUGGGGACAAAGGAGGGACUCCAGACACACCUACCUUCAGCGGUCUCUUCUGUCCUGGCUUGUUUAAGACGCUUCUCCAGAAAGCCAAGGCCACCGCUCGGAUAGUAGUGGAUCCAGCCCCCUCAGAUCCAGCCUUAUCUGACCCCAAUAAUUUGUUGUUCUCAGAGCCCGCCACAGAGAAGGAGGAGAUCCCCUGCCCAAAAUUGUUUUUGGCUGUCGUCCAGCGACAAUGGGAAAAACCAAGCGCGUCUCCAAACCCAGGCGCAAAUGACAGACGGUUCUAUAAUAUGACCCCCAACCUCAUGUCUGCAUUAAGAGUUCCAAUAAUCGACGGACCAGUGGUGUCCUUAGUUGGUAACAUUCUGGGUGGUAAUCCAGAAGAUAACUUGAAACCAGAAGACAGGAGAAUGGAACUGACGCUCCGCAAAGCCCAUCAGAUGGGUGCCUGGGCGGUUAAGUCAGCAUUGGCUGCAUCCUUCUUCAAUAGAACUUCCUUGCUCUGGCUCAAAGAGAUGCAAGCCAGAAUCCCAGCCACCGACCUCCAGACUCACGAGGACCUCAACAACCUGAUAGCGGCGGCAGAAUUCUCUGCCGAUGCCACCCUGCACUCGGCCAAGUUCGCUUCCAAGACCAUCGGCAACUCCGUGGCAGCCCGACGACUGUUGUGGCUCCGUUACUGGCAGACACAACCCAAGUACAAGUGGAAGUUGGCUGCUUCCCCCUUCAAAGGAGACAAGCUAUUCGGAGAGGCCUUAGAGCCUUUACUCAAGGAGACCAAAGACAAAAAGAAAGUCCUACCCGCUACGUUCAAAACCUCUGACCACAAAUCCUUGUCCAACGUUCAGAAGCCUGCCUUCAGAGGAGGGAACAACGCACGCAGCUUCUCACAACAAAAGAGGUCAUACUUCCAGCGACCUAAUCGCCAAUCCGAUAGGGCCGAUAGAUAUAAAGACAGGAGCGGACAGCAGUUCCAAUCCAAACAGCGAUUUCGAGACAACAGAAGUCGGCCCUUCGAUGGCUUUUCUAGAGAUCUGCAUAGCCAACCCUCCAAAAGACAAACAGUGGCUGGGGAUUGUAGUCCCAAAAGAUUCAAAGAGGUGAGGAGCGAUUCUCGAGAUAAAAAGACUCAACAAGCAUCUGGUAUACAAGAGAUUAAAAAUCCAGUCCAUACUGGACAGCGUCCGAGUGGCCGACUUCCUGAGGUCAAUAGAUCUCACGGAAACAUACCUACACGUCCCUAUAUUGCCGACUCACCAACAAUUUCUAUGGAUACGCCGCGCAAUUCAGCAUUUCCAGUACAGGGCCCUCACAAAGAUACUAGCUACGCUCUCGGCUCACCUCAGGACUAUCCCUAUUCUCGUCCAACGCUCUCUGGCCAACCUGUUGAUCGAAUCGUCCCACCGCCGGCCCACAGAGAACCUCCACGUCACGAUCCAGGUCCUUCGGGGUCCUUCAGGGAAUCAGGGAUUCAGAAUCAACCACGACAAGAACCACUUGUCUCCUACCAAAAGGAUGCUCCACCUAGCAGCAUCUAUAGACGCGACAUCGUGCCUAGUCUUCCUGUCCCAGGACCGCCAGCACAGCAUCAGCGCUCUGGCGAACCGCAUACGAUCGGACCGAACGGUGCCUCUCGACCUCGUCUCACAAUUGUUAGGCAAGAUGGUGUCCUGCGUCUCCAUCUUUCCCGGCCCACGUCUGCGUACCAGGACCCAGAGGGCACAAGGCCAGUGGUUCUAAGAGGACUUGCGAAUCAGCUUCAACUGGCAAGUGCUCAAAGCAUGCCACGUAGUACUCCGACGGAUCCAGACCAUCGUCUCCGGCCAACAUACACUGAUCCUAGCAGACAACAGAGCCACCAAGGCCCAUAUGAACCACCAAGGGAGCACUCACUCCAGGAUAUUGACUACCGGACACAGGAUCCCAUUGGAAGUCCUCCAGUGGUGAAGGUCACCCAGUACAACCAUGGGAAGCACAUUGAAGAAACCGAACCGUCUCGCCAUCGCUCCGGCAGCCGGUUUUCUCGGCUGGAGAGCCCAGAUGGCAGAAGGACAGUGGACAGAAGAGGAGCGAUUCAAGAACGUCAACCGGAUGCCGACUACCGGAGAAUGAAUCCCAUCCAAAGUCCUCCAGUGGCGGAUGUUACCGACCGCAACCAGGGGACGUACAUUCGAGAAACCGAACCGUCUCGCUAUCGCUCCGGAGGCCGGUUUUCUCGGCUGGAGAGCCCAGAUAGAGACCGAGAUGGCAGAAGGUCAGCGGACAGAAGAGGAACGACGAGAGAACAUCAAUCGGCAAGAGAUCGAAGCAGGUCACGGAGCCCUCGAAGGGAUAGAGAUCGUCGGUCACCAUAUACCGAUUUUAGCAGAAAACGUAGGCACUAGAUGAACCACCAAAAGGAGGACCCACUCCAGGUAACUCUUACAAGAAGCCGUGCAGCCUGCAGCUUCCUGCAACUAAAAACAGGCCACGGGUGGGGGGCCACUUCACACUCCCCCCCCCCAUGCCCUGUUUUGGGCCUAGCACUGCUCCCUGCUGUUAUAACUUUCCAUAGUUUUGGUUCUGGAAUAUGACAAUCUUUUGUCUCUACGUAGUGUCCGGGGCGGUUUUUAAACCAAACCUGCUAAAAAUAAAGAUGUUUUUGAUUAGAAAUAUAAGGUCUUUUCGACCACAAAGAUAAGACCUUUUGGAUUGCAAAAGUACGAUCUUUGUGAGUGCGAAAAUUAAGAACUUUUAGAUUACAAGGUUUUCAAAAGUAACCAUUAUUUACUGCAAAAAUCUUUUUCCCUGCAAAAAUAAGAUCUUCAUACUUGCAAAGAAGAAUUUUUUUCACUGUAAAAAUAAGAAUUUUUUUGAUUGUAAAAAUAAGAAUAUUUUUGACUGUAAAAAUAAAACCUUUUGGAUUGUAACGUCUUGAGCAACAUCUCUUUUUUUACUGCUCACUUCUCAGGGGCAGAAAGAAGAAUUAGAAAUUUUGCUGCAAAAAUCACAAGGACGUUGGCUGUCGAUUCCUGCAGCAGAAUUGCCCCUUUUGCGACCUUCUGGCAGAAGCCAAGUCCAUGGGGAAGCCAGGCUCACUUAACGACUGUGUCAUUGGCUCUAAACUAUUGCAGUGACUCCCUUAACAAUAGAAAUGACAGGUUCAAUUGUGGUCGUAAGUUCGGUACAAACUCCAUUGUAGUGUGCGAGGCGAAGCCCGUUAACAUAACAAUGGGUUUACCCUUGAAAAAGGCAGACUAAGUUUCUAGUCCUCUGGCAGCUGAGCAAACUCGAAUACCGAAAUUGUCACUCAAGAGGCGGGGGGGGACACGAUUCUGCUUUCUGCAAAAGCGGGGCGCAUGUCUAGACCGAAUGUAAUUUCUAACGUUGGAUUUUCCCCCUUACCAGAGAGAGCCACAUUGUGGAGUAUGCCAUUUUUCGGCAAUACAGUAGAAGCCAUUUCAAGGCACAACAGGCUGUAUCUUUCAAGGUAGAA
Thamnophis elegans (Western terrestrial garter snake) is the source of this 5324-nucleotide messenger RNA. RefSeq names its product nascent polypeptide-associated complex subunit alpha, muscle-specific form-like. The record is from RefSeq and is a predicted model, not a curated record. The transcript is spliced from 4 exons. Lineage: Eukaryota; Metazoa; Chordata; Lepidosauria; Squamata; Natricidae. The coding region runs from base 235 to 4233 and encodes 1332 amino acids.